Vitis riparia (riverbank grape) is the source of this 922-nucleotide messenger RNA. RefSeq names its product photosystem I reaction center subunit II, chloroplastic-like. Gene Ontology annotation, biological process: photosynthesis. The transcript has a single exon. Bases 111 to 725 code for a protein of 204 amino acids. Gene Ontology annotation, cellular component: photosystem I; photosystem I reaction center. The record is from RefSeq and is a predicted model, not a curated record. NCBI's taxonomy places the organism in Eukaryota, Viridiplantae, Streptophyta, Magnoliopsida, Vitales, Vitaceae.
CAUGUAAAAGUCCCCCCUCUUUCCACACAAUCUUUUCUAUGAUCCCAAACAGCCAUUUCAACGUUUAAAGUUGCUCACAAAAGUUCCUUACCUUCCAAACUUACCUGACCAUGGCAACCCAAGCAGGUCUCCUCACCCCCACUACCAUCACCACCCCAAAAUCGAGGAGCCUCACUCUAGUGCCAUGGAAACCAUCCUCAUUCUCCUCAUUUUCUACCUCUAAGCCCAUCAACAGAGCCAUCAAAGCCAUGGCUGAAGAAAAAACUGAAGCUCCUGUCAAGGAGGCUCCAGUGGGCUUCACCCCACCUGAGUUGGACCCCAAUAUGCCAUCGCCAAUCUUCGGUGGAAGCACCGGAGGAUUGCUAAGAAAGGCACAAGUUGAAGAAUUCUAUGUUAUCACUUGGGAAUCCCCUAGGGAACAGAUCUUUGAAAUGCCAACUGGUGGUGCUGCUAUAAUGAGGCAAGGGCCUAAUUUGCUUAAGUUGGCUAGGAAAGAGCAGUGCUUGGCACUGGGCACCAGAUUGAGAUCAAAGUACAAGAUUAAGUACCAAUUCUACAGAGUGUUUCCUAAUGGGGAGGUCCAAUAUCUUCACCCAAAAGAUGGUGUUUAUCCUGAAAAGGUGAACCCAGGUCGCCAAGGGGUGGGGCAGAACUUCAGAUCAAUUGGGAAAAAUGUUAGUCCCAUUGAAGUUAAGUUCACUGGAAAGCAAGCUUAUGACUUGUGAAGUUAGAGGUGGUUUGUGAUAUGAUGUGAUGGUCAUUAUUUGGUUCUGCAGCUUCUACUUGUUUUGUAUCUCUUUUUCUUCAAGGAAACAUAUCUUGUUUGUUUUUGAAGAAAUGUGAAUGAGUGGAAAAUUUGUAGAAUUGGAAUGAAAUCCAGGGGAGAACUUUCUUGAUUGACACUCACCAUGUUCCUUGUUCA